This is a messenger RNA of Dendrobium catenatum, 2160 nucleotides long. Its product is annotated as cell division control protein 45 homolog. Gene Ontology annotation, molecular function: chromatin binding; DNA replication origin binding; single-stranded DNA binding. Gene Ontology annotation, cellular component: DNA replication preinitiation complex. The record is from RefSeq and is a predicted model, not a curated record. Gene Ontology annotation, biological process: double-strand break repair via break-induced replication; DNA replication initiation; mitotic DNA replication preinitiation complex assembly. The coding region runs from base 253 to 2022 and encodes 589 amino acids. The transcript is spliced from 2 exons. Lineage: Eukaryota; Viridiplantae; Streptophyta; Magnoliopsida; Asparagales; Orchidaceae.
GGGCGGCAAUCGAAAGAGCAAGAGCGGGAGGAGUGGGAGGCAAGCGCGAGAGGGGGGGUUCGAUCGUCGGAUCUCGGCUGCCGCCGGCGAGGUCGAGGAGCUGAAUUGGGGGAGGCAUGAUGGCUGAAAUUUCAGCAAUCGAUUUGAUAAUUUUCUUUUUCAGCAAUCGAUUUGAUAAUUUUCUCUUAAUUAACUGAAAAUUUAAUCUCCGGCAUGUGUUGAUUCCCAGCUUGAAUAACCCUAGCGAGGAGUAUGGUGAGGGAGCUUAGAGUGGAAUCUUUCUAUUCUCUUCUCCGAGAUGCCGCAUCGGCAUCGUCUUCCUCUCCUCUACUAAUCUUUCCAUCAGCAUCCGAUGUAGAUUCUCUCUGCACCCUUAAGAUUAUAACCCACAUCCUCUCAUCUGAUUCUCUCCGGUACUCUGUGUACCCUGUAUCCUCAUUCAACGAUAUUGAAAAGUUUCCUGGUCUCAAUCUUCAUAGUUCUCGUGAGAGGGUUUCUUUGCUUCUAAUAAACUGGGGUUGUCAUCGUGACCUCCACCGGCUGCUAAACCUGAGUUCAGAAGUACGUGUCUUUGUAAUUGAUAGUCACCGUCCAAUUCAUCUACACAACCUUAGCAAACAGAAUGAUCAGAUUAUUGUCCUUUAUACUGAAGAGGAUGAGCACCACGCUGAUUUGAUUUAUGAUUUUGAUGUGUCGGCUCUGGCUAAUGCGUCCGAUCUGAAUAGUGACGAUGAGAUUGGCGAGAGCAGUGAUAGUGAUGAUGACAGUGAAAACGAGGAGGAUGAGAGGAAUUUGAAGCGCCGUAGGCUUUCUGAAGAGUCUGUGUCUGAUCCGAUUAAGCUCUAUGGGAAACUGAAGGCUGAGUAUUACAAGUUGGGAACUUUUCAUGGAAAGCCUUCUGGUUGUUUGAUGUUUGACCUUGCUCAUUCCCUGAGAAAGAACACUAACGAGCUGCUCUGGUUAGCUUGUGUCUCCCUUGUCGAUCAGUUUGUACAUGAAAGGCUAACAAAUGAAAGGUAUCAAGCUGGGGUUAUGGAACUUGAGCAGUAUAUUAACAUGUCUGGAAGUCUGGAAUCUGUCACCACUGUGACACUAAAAGAUGGCACGCGGAUUCAAGCACCAGAGAAUUCUCGGAUUUUAUAUGAAGAUGAGCCACGGCUUAUGCUUCUAAGGGAGUGGAAUUUGUUUGAUUCAAUGAUUUGUUCUUCUUACAUUGCAACCAAAUUAAAGACUUGGAGUGAUAACGGUCUGAAGAAACUCAAGCUUCUACUCGCCAGAAUGGGCUUUCCUCUUGUAGACUGCCAGAAGAAAUUCCAGUACAUGAGCAUGGAAGUCAAGAGGAGGAUGAAAAACGAGUUUGAUCAGUUUUUACCUGAAUAUGGAUUGACAGAGUUCUAUUAUCGCAGUUUCUUUAGACUCCAUGGGUAUUGCUCUAAGUUGUCUGCGGCUGAUGUAGUUUAUGGAGUUACUGCACUGCUUGAAUCAUUGGUAGGAACCAAAAAGGACACAUCGAUUGGUGAGAAAUUUUGGGUCGCUUACUCAGCACUCUCCUUGAACAAUCUCGAGCAACUCAGGAAGGGAAUGCAAAAUGCUAUUGAGAUACAGAGGGCUAUUCUCAGACAGGGUAGCUCUGCAAUGACAAAGAGUGGAUUUAUUCGAAGUGGCAGAAGAUUUCGUUGGAUAAAGCUUGAAGACCCCGUGGAUACUGAGAAAUUACAUUAUCCACAGGCUCUUACCAAAUUGUGCUACUUUCUGAUGGAUGCUUUAAAGGAAAGAGGUGCAAAGGUGAAGCCUUUGAUUUGUGCCUGUUUGGCAAAAGAGCCUGGCAAGGUCUUGAUAGUUGGGGUUUGCAAUAAACCCAGGCUUGGGGCCAUUCAAGGUAACUCAUUUGGAAUAGCAUUUAGAACUGCUGCUGAGGAAAUUGAUGCCGAGUAUUUUCAUGAGUUGUUUGAAUCUUCUUGGAUACUUUUAGAUACUGUGGCCGUCAGUUCUUUUAUGAUAAGAUUGGCUGGGAAACUUUGAUAUAUUGACGUACUCCAAGCCUUGUUGUAGAAGGUAGUCAACCAUCCUAAGUUGUUCUAUUGCUUGGAUGAGGUAUUGCAAUGAACUUAAUUUCUAAAAUAAAAAGAAAUGCAUGACCACAUGCAACCUUUUUUCUUA